UGAGCCGCUUAUGCUCACAAGGGAGCCUAACACAGCUAUCUCCAGGCAGAAGGUAGGGUACACCCUGACUGGUUAUCAUGCCCAAUAAAAAGGGGGGGGGGAAUAAAAGUAACAAAAUAUACGUAUAUAACACUGAGCUGCUGGGUGUGUUGUUUGAGUUACAAACGGAUAAUAUUGGGAGGAAUGCUACUGUGUCGUAGUUCUCCUUUUUGUGAUUUGCCUUUAUUAGAUUUGAGCCUGGUCGUGGCCCGUAGUUUCAAAGGUUGCCUAGCAACAACAAUACAACAACAAUAAUAUCGCCUUCGCCCCCAAAUUGCUAAAACGUUCGGACACUUCAGGUGGGUUCGAGAGGGACAGGGAAAGACAUUCCAACUGCAACUUGUGACUUUUGAGUGGCAGCCAUCGGAGGCCUACGAGUUCGUCGACAUGUCCGUGCCUUUCUGCAACGCCCACCUGAGGAUUCCACGAGGGUUCGGCGCCCUCCUGGAAGGCCUGGUGCGAGAAAUUCUUCGUGACCAACCUCGAGACAUUCCAAUUUACGCCGCCAUCUACUUCAAGCGUCUUCUCAGCCAACGAGAUGGUACUGGCGUGGACCCCACUGAGUGGGCUGCCAGCCUGGAAGACAGAUUUGACAACGACCGUUCAUUUCAGGCUGUUCCUGAAAAGGAGCCGGGGACAGAAGUUCAGACUACACCUGAAGAAAAAAGUUCUGAUCUACAAACUGAAGAAGCUCCUGCUCAGUCAGCAGAAGUCACAGAGCAAGUCUCAGCAACAACUUCUGAUCAAGUUGACCCGACAAAAGUUCUAAAGGAGGAAGAUCAGGAUGUAUUGGCAUCUGAAACACAAAGUGGAGUCUUAGAGCAAGAAGAGAGAGCUGAAGCUGGAAAAGAUGAGGAAGCUAAGGAGGUAGCGCAGGAGGAGGCCCCAGAGGUGGCUAAGGAGGAGGCUCAGCACGCACAGGAGGAGGUCCAGAAAGAGACCCAGGAAGAGGCUCAGAAGUUGGCUCAGGAGGAGACUAAAGAGGAGGUUCAAGAGGUGGCUCAGGAGGAGACUCAGGAAGAGGGUCAGGAUGAGGCUGGGGAGGUGGUUCACAAGGAGGCUCCAGAAGAGGCCCAGGAGGAAGCUGAGGAAGAUACUGAAGGAGGCACUGAGGUGGAAGCCGAGGAGCCUGGAGAAGCACAGACAACUACGGAAAUAGUCACAGCUCCUGAUAACGAAGAUGCUGAUAAUUCACAGGCUGCUGACGAUGAGCGCGUCAUAGUCCACACAGAAGAAACGGAAGAAACACAGCCUCAAAGCGAAACCCUCGAUGAUGAAGAUAAAGUUGAGGCUGAGGCCGAAAGAUCAAAUGAGGAGGAAGGGGCACUAACCGAGGCUCCUAAUGAGGAAGAUAAUGAAUCAGCGAAUGCAGAAGUAAAUCUGGACAACAGCAAUGAACUGGCAGAGGUUGAGGUUGACUCUGUGGAGAUCCCACAGGCUGAGAACCAACCAGAAGAAGGUCCAGAGGAUGUUUCAGAGAUGGAGAUACAGGAAAGCCAAAGCAACAAUGACCCUGAAAUAGAGGAGCAGCAAGAUGAUGCCAACAAUGAGGAAAUAGAAGAUAAAACGGUUGAUGACUCUCUAGAGGAGGCCGGGCCAGCGGAUGCACCAGAGUCCAAUGAUUAGAAGGGGACGAGACUCCUGCCUGCCAGCUGACCUGCUCUCUACGCCCGACGUCCCAACUACCGCUGCUGCACCUGACUUCCUGCCCGAUCCUUGACCAUUGAAUAAUAAACGUUUUUCCCGAUGUACAUCUGCGUCUCCCGUGUACCCCUGCGUUUGGGUCCUACCUUCGUUCCGAUGGGCCAUGACAGUCUCACCUCUUUUUGAAAAGUCACACAACAUUCUUCCUUUCUCAACUUCCACCACCUGAUUCUCUGCUUUACCUUUGUCUUCUUAAUCUUCCUACCCGCUAUCAGUCAACCUACACACCACCAUCCUAUGCUUUCUAAAUCUGAAAUCAGUCAGAACUUAAUCUUGAGUCCAAAUGGAGAACGCAUGCAAAGGCAGUAGAACUAUUUAACAAGUACAUGAUGGUACAAGAGAUCAGCAAACAAAAUGGAUUAUUAAAAGCUAUCAUUGAAUACAAUUGAAAAAAAACUUUUAUUCUGACACCAUUAUGAAUAAAAAUCAUCAUAAUGAAAAUGUAAAAUUUCAUAUACUACAAAAAAGAAAAACUCAAUACAACUCAGGUCGAGCAGUGAGUUCAAAUGUCAUAAAAAGUUAAAAGUGAAAUGAAUGACAGUAAUAGAAGUAACAUAAAUGCAUACAGCUUUAUAUUCUCUAAGGUAGUUAUUAAAGAUGACCUUAAUCUGCUAGAAAGAUUGUUCAAAAGGGAAUUAGUCAUUUAUCGGGGUUGUUGUAUUAAUUUGAUAAUACAGUAUCUGUAUGUAUGCCAUUUAUCAGCGCUUUGAGAGCGAGUAUUGAAUCAGCUGUGGCCGGGAAGAAAAAAAUAAAUUAAAAAAAGCUGUGGCUGGAGAGCCAGUGUGGUAAUUAAAAGUCACACAGUUCUGCAUUGGAAUAAUCACAUGAAACAGCUCGGAGGGUGGGCUCUAGUGUCAUGUUAUAUAUAGCUUCUAAAUAGUUUCGUUUUCUCUAAUGUAUCUUUGUCAGGUAUUUACAGUGGAUAUAAAAAUGCUACACACUCCUGUUCAAAGGUCAAGCUUUUGUGAUUUAAAAAAAAAAAUAACACCAAGGUAAAUCAUUUCAAAAUGUUUUCCCCCCAUUCUUGUGACCUAUAACCUGUAGAACUCAGUGGAUUUUUUUUUUUCUUUUAAAUAGAGGUAAAAAUUAAAUUCAUGUUCAUUGGGUGACCAGACAGUACAAGCCUGAAGCCAUUUCAAGUGGCUCAUGUUUGGUGUUGUAUUUGCAGAUAUUAUUUUGGAAUUAUGAUCAAAAAGUUCAGCCAUUUCAUUGCACCAUAACAUUUUUGCCCAUGUGUUUGGGAGAUUUUGUCACGGUCCGAUCAAACCAAGUUUGAACUAUUUGACUAUAAUUCCAAAAGAUAUGUUUGAGGCAAACACACACAUCACUGCUCAUUACCAAAUGAACACCGUACCUACGAAGAAGAAUUGUCGUGGCAGCGCCAUGCUUUGUGGCUGUUUUUCCAUCAACUGGACCAGGGGCCUCAAACAAAGUGGAGGUAAUUGUGAACUGUUCCAAAUAGUAGUUCGUUUUACCAUACAAACCGGAGGCCUCUGCUAAAAGGUCAACUAAAUGUCACGAAAAGACUGCAAGAACAGUACUUUCAUUCCUGUAUGUCAGUAAUACCAUUAUUUUUUAUUUCUAUUGCCGUCAUGAAUGUCACCCGCUAUAAUGACCUCUUUAAUAGCCUAAGACAAAAAUCCUGUACACUUCUGACUUGUCCCUGAC
Messenger RNA from Syngnathoides biaculeatus (alligator pipefish), 3411 nucleotides. RefSeq names its product sperm autoantigenic protein 17 (gene spa17). Gene Ontology annotation, molecular function: calmodulin binding. The transcript has 8 exons. The record is from RefSeq and is a predicted model, not a curated record. NCBI's taxonomy places the organism in Eukaryota, Metazoa, Chordata, Actinopteri, Syngnathiformes, Syngnathidae. Bases 427 to 1665 code for a protein of 412 amino acids.